Messenger RNA from Thunnus maccoyii (southern bluefin tuna), 3154 nucleotides. RefSeq names its product dnaJ homolog subfamily C member 5-like. The record is from RefSeq and is a predicted model, not a curated record. The transcript has 6 exons. The coding region runs from base 359 to 1147 and encodes 262 amino acids. NCBI's taxonomy places the organism in Eukaryota, Metazoa, Chordata, Actinopteri, Scombriformes, Scombridae.
UAAAGCAGAGAUGAACUGAACAUUAUGAGUGUGGUUGGUUGAACCUGAACUUCACUUGGAUUUGCUGGAAAACUAAAAUGUGUUUCACUUUUUCACCAGUCAGACGCCGCCAUCUUUGGUGACGUUGUGACGUGGUUGUCGAUGACAAAAGGCCAAAAGCAACUAAAGUAAAGCAGAAACCUUGAUGAUCUGUGAUAACAGGCAUCACUGUCUGGAGCUCUGAGCUCCUCCCUGACUCACCUGGUUGUCAUGGCGAUCUCCCCUCCCUUUCACAAUGCGUCCAUUGCAGCAUCUCAGUGAAACCUGAGCAGGUGUGGCGGCUCGUGGUCACCUGAGCCGAGCAGCUGCUGAAUGUUUGAUGGAGGCUGUCGCUGUCCCAGUCCGACCACAAGCACCUGAACAGGUAGACGCUCAGAGACAAGCACCUGAACAGGUAGACGCUCAGAGACAAGCACCUGAACAGGUAGACGCUCAGAGACAAGCACCUGAACAGGUAGACGCAUCGUCAGGCCGGGACGCUCUCAGGCUUCUACACACAGGUAAUGCUGGCAGGAUGUCUGAAGGGAGGCAGCGAACUUUGUCCACCUCUGGAGAGUCUCUGUAUCAGGUGCUGGGUCUAGAGAAAGGCUGCAGCCAUGACAACAUCAAGAAAUCCUACAGGAAGCUGGCGUUGCGCUACCAUCCUGACAAGAACCCGGACAACCCGGAGGCGGCGGAGAAGUUUAAGGAGCUGAACAGUGCUCACGCCGUUCUGUCCGACCUCACCAAGAGGAACAUCUACGACUCGUACGGCUCGUUGGGACUCUACGUCGCCCAGCAGUUCGGAGAGGACAACGUCAACACAUAUUUCAUGCUGUCCACAUGGUGGGCCAAGGGUCUGUUUGCGGUCUGUGGGAUCCUGACUGGAUGUUACUGCUGCUGCUGUCUCUGCUGCUGCUGUAACUGCUGCUGUGGGAAACUCAAGCCGUCGCCCACCGGCGAGGGGGCGGAGCCAGACUACGUCUCCCCCGACGACCUGGAAGAAGAGAUACGCAAUGACCCCGAUGAUGACGUUGAAGCUCCGAUCGUUCACCAGCCGACCAACGCCAGCGAGAAAACUCAGCUGAUCACCGACGGCAACCGCAGAUACGGAGACACCUACACAUGAAGCUGACAGGAAACGCAUCACUGCUUCAAUUGUCCAUCAGUCAUUCAACCCAGAUACAACAUCUAUCAGCUGAGUCCUGAACCUGACACCAACAAACAGCUCUGCACCAGAAUCACUAUGACUGUUUUAAAAGUGUUAUGAAUAUAAAUAAUAUUAAAGUUUCAUUUCAAAACUGAAUUUGAGUCAAUUCUUCUUGAAACAGUUUGAAAUUUAGUGAAUUCCUGUUCUUUGUUUUCUCCAGAGUCUGAUGAGAAGAUGGACAGAAAAAAUAUAGUAUCUUAUUAUGGUUUAAUAACAGGUGUUAACAAGACUAAUAUCUGGUUUAAUAACUGGCGUUAACAAGACUAAUAUCUGGUUUAAUAACCGGCGUUAACAAGACUAAUAUCUGGUUUAAUAACUGAUGUUAACAAGACUAAUAUCUGGUUUAAUAACCGGUGUUAACAAGACUAAUAUCUGGUUUAAUAACUGAUGUUAACAAGACUAAUAUCUGGUUUAAUAACCGGUGUUAACAAGACUAAUAUCUGGUUUAAUAACCGGCGUUAACAAGACUAAUAUCUGGUUUAAUAACCGGCGUUAACAAGACUAAUAUCUGGUUUAAUAACCGGCGUUAACAAGACUAAUAUCUGGUUUAAUAACCGACGUUAACAAGACUAAUAUCUGGUUUAAUAACUGGUGUUAACAAGACUAAUAUCUGGUUUAAUAACCGGCGUUAACAAGACUAAUAUCUGGUUUAAUAACUGGUGUUAACAAGACUAAUAUCUGGUUUAAUAACCGGCAUUAACAAGACUAAUAUCUGGUUUAAUAACUGAUGUUAACAAGACUAAUAUCUGGUUUAAUAACUGGUGUUAACAAGACUAAUAUCUGGUUUAAUAACUGAUGUUAACAAGACUAAUAUCUGGUUUAAUAACCGGUGUUAACAAGACUAAUAUCUGGUUUAAUAACCGGUGUUAACAAGACUAAUAUCUGGUUUAAUAACUGGUGUUAACAAGACUAAUAUCUGGUUUAAUAACCGGUGUUAACAAGACUAAUAUCUGGUUUAAUAACCGACGUUAACAAGACUAAUAUCUGGUUUAAUAACUGGUGUUAACAAGACUAAUAUCUGGUUUAAUAACUGGUGUUAACAAGACUAAUAUCUGGUUUAAUAACCGACGUUAACAAGACUAAUAUCUGGUUUAAUAACUGACGUUAACAAGACUAAUAUCUGGUUUAAUAACUGACGUUAACAAGACUAAUAUCUGGUUUAAUAACUGACGUUAACAAGACUAAUAUCUGGUUUAAUAACCGGUGUUAACAAGACUAAUAUCUGGUUUAAUAACCGGUGUUAACAAGACUAAUAUCUGGUUUAAUAACUGGUGUUAACAAGACUAAUAUCUGGUUUAAUAACUGACGUUAACAAGACUAAUAUCUGGUUUAAUAACUGACGUUAACAAGACUAAUAUCUGGUUUAAUAACCGGUGUUAACAAGACUAAUAUCUGGUUUAAUAACUGGUGUUAACAAGACUAAUAUCUGGUUUAAUAACCGGCGUUAACAAGACUAAUAUCUGGUUUAAUAACCGGUGUUAACAAGACUAAUAUCUGGUUUAAUAACCGGUGUUAACAAGACUAAUAUCUGGUUUAAUAACCGGUGUUAACAAGACUAAUAUCUGGUUUAAUAACUGGUGUUAACAAGACUAAUAUCUGGUUUAAUAACUGACGUUAACAAGACUAAUAUCUGGUUUAAUAACCGGUGUUAACAAGACUAAUAUCUGGUUUAAUAACCGGUGUUAACAAGACUAAUAUCUGGUUUAAUAACCGGUGUUAACAAGACUAAUAUCUGGUUUAAUAACUGGUGUUAACAAGACUAAUAUCUCCACAAAAACAAACAAUGAUAAAUGUCUGUAUCUUGUGUACAGAAGAUUCUUUGGAGCUCCGUAGAUUUCAUAGAUUUCACCAGAUAUCAGACUGUUCCUUUGAUGAAAUUAUAAUUACAGUGCAGCAUCCAUCCAGAGCCUUUAAAUUCAAAUAUCU